Molecule: messenger RNA, 501 nt
Organism: Aspergillus fischeri NRRL 181
Lineage: Eukaryota; Fungi; Ascomycota; Eurotiomycetes; Eurotiales; Aspergillaceae
Gene: nctA
Product: negative cofactor 2 transcription regulator complex subunit BUR6
Exons: 2
Coding region: 1-501 (166 amino acids)
Biological process (GO): transcription by RNA polymerase II; positive regulation of transcription by RNA polymerase II; negative regulation of transcription by RNA polymerase II
Cellular component (GO): nucleus; negative cofactor 2 complex
Molecular function (GO): transcription corepressor activity; RNA polymerase II general transcription initiation factor activity; protein heterodimerization activity
Source: RefSeq, a predicted model, not a curated record
AUGGCUCGUCGAUCCUCCCGUCUGGCACGCGCGACCGAGGUCGUGCCCAUGCCAGAGGUCGCAUACGCGCAGCCAGUACUCUCGGAAGAGCCGCAGCAGCUCCCACCGCCGCCGCCGCAACCCAACCCGGUGGCUAGCAUUGAGGUGAAGACAAAGUUUCCUGUCGCGCGUAUCAAGCGUAUCAUGCAAGCAGACGAGGAUGUCGGAAAGGUGGCACAGGUCACUCCUAUUGCUGUCUCGAAAGCCUUAGAACUCUUCAUGAUCUCUCUGGUCACCAAGGCGGCCAAAGAAGCUAGAGAUCGCAACUCCAAACGCGUGACCGCGUCGCAUCUGAAACAAGCGGUCGUCAAGGAUGAAGUUCUGGAUUUUCUGGCCGACAUAAUUGCCAAGGUUCCCGACCAACCUGCCGGUGGAAGGAAGCAUGAUGACGAUGGCAGCGACCAGAACGAGCAACCAAAACGAAAGCGAGGCGGGCGGCGGCCCAAGGAUGAUAGUGAUUAA